Molecule: messenger RNA, 6320 nt
Organism: Morone saxatilis (striped sea-bass)
Lineage: Eukaryota; Metazoa; Chordata; Actinopteri; Moronidae
Product: protocadherin-15-like
Exons: 39
Coding region: 1-5445 (1814 amino acids)
Biological process (GO): inner ear development; homophilic cell-cell adhesion; sensory perception of sound
Cellular component (GO): stereocilium; plasma membrane
Molecular function (GO): calcium ion binding
Source: RefSeq, a predicted model, not a curated record
AUGGUGGUGAAGAUGGUUAGAACACACUUAAUGGGGCCACUGUCAUGGGGCCAGGUCAAAUGGCCGAGCAUAAUGGGAACAGGAGUCCUUUAUCUGCUGCUGCUAUCAACCUGCCUCGGCCAAGACACAGAAGAUUGGCAAUAUGAGGAAUGUAAACUGUCUCGGUCGGGUCCUCCUGCUACCAUUGUUGCCAUAGAUGAAGAAAGCCCCAAUGGAACGUUAUUGGUGGAGAACAUGCAGAUAAAUGGCGUGGCUGAGGGUCCAGAUCGUACCAUCUCUCUGUCUCUAAGGGAUAACUACGACCACUGGGUGAUCCUUGACCCUUCCAAACAAGCCCUUUACCUCAACAGCACUGGACGGGUUCUGGAUAGAGAUCCCCCCUCAUAUAUUCAGUCCAUUGUGGUUCAGGUUCAGUGUACCAAUGAGCUGGUAGGCACUGUGAUUUUACAUGAAGUGCGCAUCGUUGUUCGAGACCGCAACGACAACGCACCUAGUUUCCAACAGCCAAGAUACUAUGUCGCCGUCAGUGAGCUGACGCCAGUAGGAACCACGAUUUUCUCUGGUUUCUGGGGGAACAAUGGUGCAACAGACAUUGAUGACGGUCCCAAUGGACAGAUAGAGUACACCAUCCAGUACAACCCCAAAGACCCGACAACAAACAGAACCUUUGACAUCCCACUGACACUGUUUGGCUCCGUAGUUCUCAGAGAAAGACUCAACUAUGAGGAGAUAACCCGGUACCUGGUCAUCAUACAGGCAAAUGACCGAGCCCCUUAUCCGAGCGAGCGCCGUACAGCUACCACCACUCUAACAGUGGAUGUACUGGAUGGUGACGACUUGGGUCCAAUGUUUCUACCUUGUACACUUGUGGGAAACACCCGUGACUGUAGUCCCAUCACGUAUAGGGCUAAUGUACUGGAGCUGACCGAGCCGGUAAGUGUGAGCCCCCUCAAUGUGACUCCACCCAUUCAAGCUGUGGACCAAGACAGAAACAUACAGCCUCCCUCUGACAGGCCAGGGAUUAUAUACAGCAUCCUCGUUGGCAAACCGGAGUCCUAUGCAGAAUAUUUCAGCUUGAACAGAACCACAGCAGAGCUCAUGCUACUAAAGCCCAUCGAUAGAGAACUCCACCGCAGAUUUGAUCUGGUUAUCAAGGCAGAGCAGGACAAUGGCCACCCCUUGCCAGCUUUUGCCAACCUCCAAAUCGAAGUUCUGGAUGAAAACAACCAGGCGCCCUACUUCCUGGAGACCAGUUACCAUGGCUACAUCAGUGAGGCAUCACCAGUGGGAACCACCAUAGCGACCAAUGCCAGCCUGUCUGCACCGCUGGUCAUUGUAGCUCUGGAUAACGAUGUGGAGGAGACCAGGGAUCCUCAGCUCCAGUUAUCAUUGGACAGCUAUUAUCAUGUUUUCUCUGCAUCUGCUACUGGGAUCAGAAGAUAUCUCACCCUGGUUCAACCACUGGACAGGGAGACACAGGACUCCUAUACAUUCACGCUUUUAGCAUCUGAUGGCGUCCAGCAGAGCGUUCCAGUUACCGUGACAAUAACGGUGCUGGAUGCCAACGACAACACUCCCACUUUUACUAAUGUCUCUUAUAAUGUCAACCUAUUUACUGAUAUGAUGACUGGAGAAACUGUGUUACAGCUGUCAGCAGUUGACUCAGAUGCAGGUCCCAACGGUCAAGUCACCUAUCGGAUCUUAGCUGGUGACCAGGGACAUUUUCUCAUUGGCAACAGCACUGGGGUGAUUACUGUGGCACCAGGUGUUGAGCUCACUGUUGGGCGGAGCUACGCUUUGACUGUAGAAGCCAUGGAUAAUGGGCCUGUACCUCAAAGAAGGUCGUCCAUUACUACGGUAUAUAUCGAAGUUUUGCCUCCAAACAACCAGAGCCCUCCCCGUUUUCCCCGGCAACAAUACAACCUAGAGAUCAGUGAAGCUAUGAGGACGGGAGCUACUCUGCUCAACCUGCAGGCAGUGGAUCGGGAGAGGGACCCCAUCAUGUACGAAAUCCACAGCGGUGACCGCCAUGGACAUUUUGUGCUACAGCAGAAUUCAGGGUAUUUGGUUCUGGACAAGCCUCUGGACAGGGAGUCUCUGGAUUAUUAUACCCUGGUGGUCACAGCCUCAGACGGACACCCAGAUGGGACCUCCACAGCGACGGUGAACAUUGUGGUGACAGAUGUUAAUGACAAUGACCCGCUGUUCGAUUCUUCACUGCCAGUGAACCUCACUGUCAUCGAGGAGCAGAAUCACACCUACGUUGGACAGGUCAAGGCUAUAGACCCAGAUCUGGGGGCCAACGGUCAGGUCCAUUAUCGUCUCGUCAACCACCAGAAGUCAUUUUCCAUCAAUGCCACUGGUGCGAUCAGAACUGCGGUGCCACUGGACAGAGAGGUGAAAGGCCACUACUUUCUGAUCAUUGAAGCCUGGGAUGGCGCAGUGGACCCUCGGCGAUCCAGAUUAACACUGUCUGUUACUGUUCUGGAUGUAGACGACAACAGCCCGAUAUUCACCCAACAGACUUACAAUGUCAGCCUACCAGAGAACAGCCCCAAAGAUACAGUCAUUUUACAGUUAAAGGCGAUAGACGCUGACCUGGGCUCCAACCUCACAUAUCGAAUCAGAACUGAAGGCUUGGACCAGGAAAUCCCUCAGCUAUUCCACAUCGACCCAGUGACCGGAGAGCUGUCUGUUCUCAAAGUUCUGGACUACGAGGCUCUGACUGACUCCGAACCAACAUACACAUUCACUGUAGAGGCCGUGGACACCAAGGGAACCAUGCCUCCUGGACUAACCUCUGUUACUGUUAGAAUCACGGACAUGAAUGACUUUUCUCCAGUAUUCAGCCAGUCAGUGUACCGAGGCAUGGUUGCCCCUAAUGCUGUCAAGGGAACAAUCGUAACCACAGUGAUGGCCAAUGACUCUGACCCUGCGGGUACCCCAGCAGGUCUGGUGCGUUAUAAAGUAAACCAAGAGGCCUAUCCAUACUCUGCCAAAAUAUUUGAUGUAGAUGGAAAGACGGGAAAUGUGGUAACCAGAGUAAACCUCAAUGAAGAGCCCAACCUCAAGUUCAGUCUGGUGGUGGUGGCCUAUGAUGAUGGUGAACCUGCAAAGGAGAACACAACUCUAGUAGAGAUCACAGUCCUUCAGCCGUCUGUCAUUCCUGUGUUCACUCAGGAAGAAUACAGGUUUCCACCAGUGAGCGAGGAGGCUGCUGUUGGAACCCAAGUGGGAGCCAUCAUGGCAGCUGCUGUCAAUCAAACUAUCAUCUACUCUAUCACUGACGGCAACGAGGGAGGUGCGUUUGCAUUAAACGUAACGACGGGAGUGAUUUCGACAGCCAAGCCCCUGGACUAUGAGGCCAAUUCCAGCUACGUUCUGAAGGUAGAAGCGGACUCCAUGAGAGUGGGGUCCUCAAACUUUCGAGCUCCCUCUAAGACUAACACAGCUAAGGUGAUAAUUGACAUCCUGGAUGAGAACGACCACCCGCCAGUUUUCAGCAGAUCUCUUUACAUCGGAGGGGUUGCAGAAGAUGCAAAAACUUUCACCUCCGUCUUGCAAGUACAGGCCCUGGACCAAGACACUGGUAACUACAGUUCUAUGAUGUACCGGCUGAUCAUUCCCCCUCCUGCUGGUAAAGAUACUAAGGAUAGCAAAGAUGGCUUCGUCAUCGAACCGUACAGCGGCGUGGUGAAGACGGCAAUCAUGUACCGCAACAUGAGGAGGUCAUAUUUUAAGUUUGAGGUGGUUGCCACAGACAACUAUGGUCAAGGACACAGCAGCAAGGCGGAGAUAGUGGUGUCGGUUGUGAACCAGCUGGACAUGCAGGUGGUCGUAUCAAAUGUCCCCCCAACUUAUGUGGAGAAAAACAAAGACAAGCUGCUCAGCAUUUUGGAGCGCUAUGUCCAGGAACAGAUACCAGGUGCAAAGGUUGUCGUGGAAACCAUCGGGCCCAAUCGCCAUGGCGAUGGAAUGGAGCAGGAAGACUACACCAAGUCGGACCUGAUGAUUUAUGCUAUCGACCCGCUGACAAAUAGAGCUGUAUCUAGACAGGAACUCUACAAGUUCCUUGAUGGUAAACUCUUGGACAUAAAUAAAGAGUUCCAGCCCUUCCUCCCUCCUGGUGGACGGAUUCUGGAGAUCCGAACCCCUGAAGUCGUUACCAGCGUAAAGAAAGCAGUGCAGACUGUAGGCUACACAGAGGGGGCACUGUUGGCUCUGGCAGUUAUCAUCAUUAUCUGCUGUGUCCCUGCCAUACUGAUCGUCAUUAUCACCUACAGACAAUUCAAAGAACGCCAGGCAGAGUGUGCCAAAACAGCCCGAAUCCAGAUGGCACUGCCAACAGGCAAACCUGGGGGAGGCACUGCCAACAACCUGUAUGAGGAGCUGGGCGACAAUGCCAUGCGUGGAUAUGGGCAACAUGAGACACAACAACUUCUCAGACCUUCUCUGCUCAGACCAGAGGAGUUAUCAAUGGAAUCUGGCAUUGACCCCGGCCAGGAUUACUACACUCAAGAUUAUUACAACUAUGAUCAUGGGUAUGACCUUCCUCAGUACGGCAGUCGCAGGAAGCUGAUCUCCCCCUCUGGCCUCUAUGAUGAAUAUGGAGAAGUUGUUGUUGAUGACGACGGCAGCUACUACUACAGCCCACAGGAGUCUGAAGGAGAGCACGGCAGUAGAAAACGUCGGAUUAAGUUGGUAGUGGACCGUGAAUAUGAGACCAGCUCCACCGGUGAGGACAGCAUGCCAGAGACCCAACGCAACCGCUUAUCCUCCACCCUCAACAGCCACGCUAACGUUAACGGCAGCAUCUACGUGGCCCAGAAUGGCUCCAUCAUCCGCACCCGACGUUCAGUAAACGCCACGGUUCCCACACACACACACACCAACACGAACAACAACCUAAAACUUCCCUCCCCCGUCUUCAGCUCACGGCUGGCCAAGCACUUUAAAAAACUAGACAAAAUGGCUGCCACGCUGGAGGAAAGAGUACCCCUGAACAGCCCCAGAACAGACGUUGGGUGCAACACGCUGCGCACCUUCCAAAGUUCGGGAAUGGCCACCUCUGCGACGGCCACUUCCUCUUUCUCUAACACUGACAACAAUAAAACGCUGAAUGAGUUUAACAAUCGACAAUCCAGCGUGUCUUUAGGGUCAACCAGCACCAGCAACACGGGCACUGAAAGUGUGGCAUCUAAAUCCAACCUGCUCAAAGCGGCGCAGGGCGGCACGGAGCAGCCGCAGAGCACAGCGGGGAUAGACGAGUUGAAGGAAGGCGAGAGAGAGUCGAAGGUAGACGGCAGUAACGACGACGACGACGACGACAACGGGCUCGUUAUGAGGGGGCCAUUGGAGUGCCCGAGUGACAGAACGCAGUCGGAUGAGGAGGAACUAUGGAUGGGCCCGUGGAACAGCCUUCACAUACCCAUGACCAAACUCUGACUGUGCUCGCUCCUUAUUGCCAAGAUCAUUAAAGCGUUCAGACAUCAUUUCUGUUCAUUAGUUGUGGAACUAAUGGGGAUGCUCCAAUCCAAUUAAAAGAUAUCUAAUUAGCAGAUUGGUACCCAGCUAAAUGGUGAAUUAGCAUAUUCUGGUAUUUAAACUUUAUUUCACUAAGAAGUACGUAUGCACUCAAAAUAAUUAAUUUUUGUUUAAAUUCAGACACAUUUGAUAAAAAUACAUUUAAAAAAAACAAGUAACUCUAAUUGGUUGUUUUUCCAGUUAAAAUGUCUGUUUUGUUACUGCUCAAUAUUCCAAUCGGAGCAUCCCUUAAACCCAAUUGAUCUCAGAGCUGCAACACUUUGGAAAACUGGACCUAGAAUGAGAGGACUUGUUAUAUUUCUACUUUGCUAAGAGAUAAUGAAGGAAACUUGAGGACAGUCUAUGAACUUUUUAUGGCCCUUUAAGCGACUGGUUUCUCUGUAUGGAACUUGUUUCAUUCAGUACUAGGGCUACCGGUGCGACUCAUCUUGAAUUUGCCUGGCACUUUGCAUUGACACUUGUCUUGUAUUGUUCAAACUUGCCUUUUUAUUCUUGUCAAGUUGCUUGGCAAACUUUAUCCAAAUAAAAGACUAUUUCAUCCAUUGAAAUGUGGAGUUUGGCUAACUUGGUGUUGCGUUUUUCUAUGGUGAGUUGUGAGCUUCCAAAGGGUGGAAUGUAGAGUAAUGUGUUUUUCUGGUUCAAAUUUGCAAACUCAAUACUUUGUUCUUUAAACUGUUUUUUUUUUCCUGAAAUAUGCUUGUUUCUCUUUAUUGCCAAGAGUAAGAUGAGAAGAUUAAUACCACUCUAAAAAAAAAAACUAAAUAUGUAGCUGGAGC